This is a messenger RNA of Pyricularia pennisetigena, 861 nucleotides long. RefSeq lists its product as uncharacterized. Gene Ontology annotation, cellular component: endoplasmic reticulum membrane; intracellular membrane-bounded organelle. Gene Ontology annotation, molecular function: dolichyldiphosphatase activity. The record is from RefSeq and is a predicted model, not a curated record. Bases 1 to 861 code for a protein of 286 amino acids. The transcript has 2 exons. Lineage: Eukaryota; Fungi; Ascomycota; Sordariomycetes; Magnaporthales; Pyriculariaceae. Gene Ontology annotation, biological process: lipid biosynthetic process; protein N-linked glycosylation.
AUGGCAGACGAUACAGCCCCGCUUGCCUCGCUCUCUCUUACCCAUGUCUUCUAUGACCCCUCCGACCCCGUCUCGUAUGUCUGCGCCUGGCUAGCCCUCGUCCCCCAGGCACUAUGUGUCGUCUACGUCACGCUGAUCUGGUCCUCGCGCGAGGCCGAGGUGGCGCUCCUGUUCGCCGGCCAGCUCGCCUGCGAAGCUAUCAACUUCGCCCUCAAGCGGCUGAUCAAGGAGGAGCGCCCCCGGCGUAUACACGGUAAAGGCUACGGCAUGCCGUCGUCUCACGCCCAGUUUGUCGCCUUUUGGGCCCUCAGCCUGGCUCUCUUCCUGCUCGUCAGGCAUCGUCCCAAGGCGCACAAUGUCAAGAAGCAAGGUGGUGGCGGCGGGGGCAGCGGCAGCAACAAGACAGAAACGGCCAAGGCGACGCCCGCCCUGGCUUGGGAUCUUUGGCAGCUCCAGGAGCUGUACGGCGUCGAUCGGUACCCACACAGGCCGUGGUCCAUGCCCGAGCGGGCUGCGGUGUCGGCCAUGGGGUUCGUCCUCGCCGGCCUGGUGGCUUGGAGUCGCGUCUACCUGGGCUACCACACGCCGAAGCAGGUCUUUGUCGGCCUCUCUGCGGGGGCCGCCAGCGCCAUUGGUUGGUUCGUCGCAACGGCCGUCGCCAGACAGACAGGCUUGCUGGACUGGGUCCUCGCGCUGCCUGCUGCUCGUUGGUUCCGGCUGCGCGACCUGGUGGUCGAGGAGGACAUUUGCCAGGCUGGAUGGGAGAAGUGGGAACAGAGGAGGGUCGCCCUCGCGGUUGCUGCUGGUAAAUCAGCUACGGCUGACACGUCCACGACGGCAAAUGACAAGAAGAAAUCUUGA